Peromyscus maniculatus bairdii (prairie deer mouse) is the source of this 1957-nucleotide messenger RNA. The record is from RefSeq and is a predicted model, not a curated record. Lineage: Eukaryota; Metazoa; Chordata; Mammalia; Rodentia; Cricetidae.
CCCCCCCAAAAAAAAAAUGAAAGAAAGAAAAAAGAGAAGGAAAGAAAAGGAGAAGGUGGCAGCAAGUUCGGGCAGAAAUGAAAAGGAAAAAAAGAAGCCAAGGCACAGAGACAAGCGAUUUUCUCUCAGGCACUUGGAAAGUACCCCUAUCCCCACCCCUCCCCUCUAGCAGGAAGCUGCCCCCACCCCAUUAUUCUCUCAGUCUUCACAUACCAAGAAGAGGGUUUACAGUGUGCUGCAACUUGGAUGGACAGAGGUCAUUCAUCCUUCAGCCCUUCCUGCAACCCAAGGUUACAAGGGUCUCAUGCAGCCCAAACUUGUCUCAAGCUCCCUAUGUAGCUGACUGAAGCGGGCUUUGGACUGCUGCUCCUGCUUCCACAUUUCAUAUGCUGAGAUUGCCGAUUUGCAGUGGCUACCACUGCGCGCCCAAGUCUCCAUUCUGCCCUGCUUGCUCAGUCCUGGCCACUCACCUGAGCGUCCGGCCGCCGAGCGGGUAGUCUGCUCCUGCGCCAUCGCCCCAUGUCCCGCCGCAAGGCCGGCUGCGUGCCGCGCCGUGUAGACCCGGAGCCCGACGGAGACGACAUGGAGACGCCCGAGCUCGUCAUUGAUGUGAAGCCAGAGCACGACGCGGGGGCCUUGGCCCGGGGGCUCUGGUCCCCGAAGGACGUGUCCAUGCCGAGGUUCCUCGGUACCGAGCGUCGCCUCGGCACCGACCCGCGUCCCCUCGGCGCACGCAGCCCGUGUGCCCCGUGGAUACCGCUGAGCCCCGAACCUUCCGACCGCCAGCCCUGGACCGACAAGCACCCAGAUCUGUUGACCUGCGGCCGCUGCCUGCAGACUUUCCCAUUGGAGGCCAUCAUCGCUUUCAUGGACCACAAGAAACUGGGCUGUCAGCUCCUCCAAGGCGUCGGCCCCAUUUCAGAAUCCAAGGAGCUGAAGACUCUGAGUUGCCUGCGAUGUGGCAGGCAGUUCAGCGAAGCCUGGAAGCUGCUACGCCAUGCUCAGUGGGAUCAUGGGCUAUCCAUCUACCAGACCGAAUCAGAGACCCCGGAGUCCCCACUGCUGGGCCUGGCUGAGGUAGCCGCGGCCGUAUCGGCAGUGGCGGUGGUAGCGCCAGUUGAGGACAAGCCCCCCCCAGUGAGCAGUGCCGCCCGGCGAAGCCCCACCUGCUUGGUGUGCAAGAAGACCCUCAGCUCCUUCAGCAACCUCAAGGUCCAUAUGCGUUCCCACACUGGUGAGCGGCCCUACGCCUGUGACCAGUGUCCCUACGCCUGUGCCCAGAGCAGCAAGCUCAACAGGCACAAGAAGACCCACAAGCAGCAGACGUCUGGGAGCCCCUGCACCCCUGCCGGUGGCAGGGGUGUCUCCCCAGCAGCCCCUCCAGAGCCAGCUGACCAUGCAGCUGUUCCAGCCAGCACCCUCCCACUCCAGGAGGUAGAGAAGGCUGGAGCCGCAGCCACAGCAGGAGUCCAGGAACCCGGGGCCCCUGGCAGUGGCGCUCAAGCAGGCCCAGGUGUUGUUGACUGGGGACCAAAGUUGACUGUUAGCAAAGUACAAAGGACUGACCCUAUAAAGAGUGAGAAGACAACCAGGAAGACCCCCAAGUCGACCGGCGGCAAGAGCCGCGGGCCUGGGAGCAGCUGUGAGUUCUGCGGGAAGUACUUUGCCAACAGCAGCAACCUGGUGGUCCACCGGCGUUCCCACACUGGUGAGCGGCCCUACGCCUGUGACCAGUGUCCCUACGCCUGUGCCCAGAGCAGCAAGCUCAACCGCCACCGCCGCAUGCAUGGUCUGGGGCCUGGCAAAACCCGCUAUGAGUGCCCACACUGCUGUGUGCCAUUUGGCCUACGGGCCACACUGGACAAGCACCUGUGGCAGAGCCACCCAGAGAUGGCCUGAGAGCAGUUCUGUCACCUCCUUAGCCUUCCUUUUGUGUGAAUAAACCAUCUUCUAUUUA